AAAUUGUUGAGAAGUGUCUUCCUUUGAGUUCAAGUUGUAGACAAGUAUAGCUGAAUAUUGCAUUCAAGAAAUGGAAACUCAAGUGAAGUACAUGUGGGUUGUGGUGUUUGUUGUGAGUAUGAGCAUUGCAGGGCUCAACGGAGUGGAUGCAACUCAUGAUUACUAUGGUCCCUGUGGGAAACAUGACAUCGAGAAGGAGGCUCAGAAGCUGUCCCCAUGUACAUACGCAGCCAAAUACCGGAGAGCUCCUGUUUCCGAGCGUUGCUGCGCUAUAAUAGAGAAAAAGCUCAACAAUCCAGACUGCCUCUGCGCUAUUCUGCAAACUCGUACCGCAUACGAUGCCGGGGUGAGGCCAGAAGUUGCCGUUACCAUUCCAAAACGCUGCAACAUUGCUGUUCGUCCGGUCGGUCACAAGUGCGGAGGUUUCCCAUUUGUUUAAGCCUCAACACAUCCAACAAUCUAAGUAUGGUGGAUUCACUGUGACAUCCAUCUAGCGUUUUAUGCUUAAUAAAAUCUGCAGUUUUACUUUUUAUCUUUGAGCAAAUAAGUAAAAGUUGCAGUUGUUUCUUUCAAUAAUACU
Molecule: messenger RNA, 580 nt
Organism: Gossypium raimondii (Peruvian cotton)
Lineage: Eukaryota; Viridiplantae; Streptophyta; Magnoliopsida; Malvales; Malvaceae
Exons: 2
Coding region: 71-439 (122 amino acids)
Biological process (GO): systemic acquired resistance
Molecular function (GO): fatty acid binding
Source: RefSeq, a predicted model, not a curated record